CAACAUCACACACAAGCUUCCCAGAGACUGAGGGAUACGGCAGGCUUCCUAAACACAACAACUAACUAGUGGAUUAUGGAGUUUCAUGAGUAUUUGAGGUGAUGGAGACCUGCAGAAGAAAAACACAAGUCUAACCUGUAGCUGGUAAACUAUGGUAAGGUAGUGAUCACGCCACUACCCUCAAAAUGCUGGAAUUGCUUCCCCUCUUGCUGAUAAUCGUACCUUCCUAUUCUAACAUAGUUCAGAACUGCCCUAACUUCUGCCUUUGCUAUGAGUCUUCCAACCUUGUGGAAUGCCGGAAUCAGAACCUCCUCAGUGUUCCACACCAUCUGUCACACAGCACGUGGAUGUUGGAUCUAAGACAUAAUAACCUCAGCAGAUUGGAUCCUGCGUCCUUCCAAGCUUUGUGGUCACUCCGUAUCCUCCUCCUUUCAGACAACAGGAUUGAGAAGGUGUCCCCUAGAUCUUUCCGCUCUCUUGGCUUCCUUGAACGCCUGGACCUCUCCUAUAACCAGCUUUCCAGCCUGCCCUUUGACUUCUCCAGGGGCUUAGGUUCCUUGAGAGAGCUGAGGGUACCUUCCAACCGACUGACAGUCUUGAGCUAUGAAAGCCUUCGCCAUUUAGAAAGUCUGGAGAAGUUGGAUUUAAGCAAAAACUUCUUGGCUUCUGUAGAGCAAGGAGCUUUCCGUGGACUGUCCAGGCUUCGUCACCUCCACCUUCAAUCUAACCUUCUUUAUGCAAUAAGAGGUGGUUACUUUUUCAUGCUUCAGAAUCUUGAGCUAUUAGACUUGUCAGACAACAAUAUCAGCAGCAUAGCAGUGGAAUCCUUCACUUCUCUGCACUCACUUAGACUCCUUGCUCUCUCUGAUAACCAGCUCAGUCACCUUAAAUUUAAAACCUUCAUUAAUAUACAGACCCCAAGCACUCACAUGCAGGUAUCUGGCAAUCCCUGGGUGUGUGACUGUGACCUACAGAGAGUAUUUGGCAAGAUCAACAGUGUUAGACACCUGCACAUAGAUGACUAUGAAAAUCUAACUUGUGCUGGUCCUCCACAGCUCUUGGGAGCAGCUCUAGACUCAGUGGACAGCCAACUGUGUGUGGCUGAGACAGCCACCGUCUUGGUGAUUACUAUCACCGUUCUCGUAACUGUGAUUGCUGCUAUUGUCAUGGCUGAGAGGAAUCGGAAGAAGAACCAGGACAAGAACUGGAAUGAACUAGAUGGACCCUUCGAAACCCAGGACAAGUGAUGACAGCAGCUUUGCAAGCUGGGCCGACUCACUACAGUAGUAUGUCUCAGAAUAUCAACUGAAACACCCAGGAGAACAUGUCAUAUAAUUUAAGGGGAACCAUUAAAUAUUUGGCUGCUUCUUUGGACCCAACCUGAUUAUAAGGGGUCUUUUUAAAGGGGGGAUUGAGAUCAAUUGUGUUUGCUAAUAUACUUUCAUAUUAAUAUGACCUUGUCUGAUCAGCAUGUUAGUGUAAAUACAACACCCAGCACCCUCUUGUAUUUAUCUUUGAUUCUAUUAAUCCAGCUCUUGCAUCUUUACUUGUAUAUGUCCGCCUAUGUUGAGAAAGCAAUUAAUUCCAAAGGAAAAUAUUAGUGGGAUAGUCUCAGGCAUCAGAACUAUGGGGCAGAGCCAGGGUGAUACCCCAGGAGAUUUUCUCCUGAUUUAAAUUUUUUUUUGUAGGAUGCAGGCAGGCAGGUAGAUGAAGGAAACGUUUUCAGUGCGGCAGGCACCAUACUGCACCAAAAUGUAUCCCCCCUUCACCACCCACCUCCUCCCAAUAUGAUCUUCUGGGGCCCUUGAGGAACAGGGCCCACCUUUGUGCCAUAGUAUCCGUUAGCAAAUAUUCAGCGGGUAACAUUCACUGGUCACCUGGUUGAAAGUAAGAAUCUGAUUGAUAUGGGUUACUAGACUUGGAGCAAAAGUUGCCCGUUUUAUGACAUUAACGCCAUUGCUGGGUACACCUUGGGCCUCUGCUGCUGCUCUCAUCUCAACUUUCCUUUUUACAGAACUUUUACACUGGGGGAUAAUAAUGGUGGCCUAGGGUCCUAGUUCUAAUGACACUCACCACAAUGUAAAAGAAAAUGUAUUCACUCUGUCUUAACUUGUGUUGCUUAUUGGCAUUUUGUGUGAUACCUGUGAUUGAAACUAAAUAUUAUUUUGGAUGCUC
Xenopus tropicalis (tropical clawed frog) is the source of this 2175-nucleotide messenger RNA. Its product is annotated as provisional ortholog of insulin like growth factor binding protein acid labile subunit. Gene Ontology annotation, cellular component: membrane. The coding region runs from base 186 to 1247 and encodes 353 amino acids. The transcript has 2 exons. Lineage: Eukaryota; Metazoa; Chordata; Amphibia; Anura; Pipidae. The record is from RefSeq and is a predicted model, not a curated record.